This is a messenger RNA of Protopolystoma xenopodis, 851 nucleotides long. The record is from the annotation of a GenBank genome assembly. NCBI's taxonomy places the organism in Eukaryota, Metazoa, Platyhelminthes, Monogenea, Polystomatidea, Polystomatidae.
UAAAUAGCAAGACAUUGUGUUGCAUUCUGAAGGGGAAUUUUCAAGUCUCAUCGGUUAGAGCAUCUAGCGCAGCCGAUAAAAACAUUGCCGUCAUUAAGUCGUCGAUUUCAGAAGCAGAAGAGUUUUCAAAAGCGUAUUGCGAGUACGCAGAUAGUACUGUAAACCGAUGGAGUAAAGCAAAAGAUAUAUAUUAUGGAAAGGACCGUGAUUUAGUCAAUUUUCCCGACAAAAUUCCGCCUAAACAGCCAGAGAUGCGCUGGUUUUUCCGCAAAUCUUGGUUCGAUGCGUUUUACAACAAAACUGGCGCAACAGGCCCAUACAUUUUUCUUGCCGUUCCCACUUUGGCCUUACUAAGCAAGGAGUUGUUAGUCAUGAAUGGAGAAUUUGGUCUCGCCAUUAUUCGAGGAAUCGCCAUAUAUUACCUUUAUAAUAAAUAUUCCCCUAGAGUGCAUAAGUGGUUAGAUGACCAAAUUGAUCCAUUAGCAGAGAAGCACUAUUAUGGUCCUAUUAAAGUGAUGAAGGCGAAUCUCAUGAACACAAUCAAGACAGCUGACGAUGGAAUACAUAGCAAUAGUAUGGUCCCAAAGAUUUCAGAAGCGAAAAAAGAGAAUUUACAAUUACAACAAGAAUCAAUCUAUCGAGAACGGCUUGUGCAGGUCCAUAGGACUGUUAAGCAACAGCUGGAUUAUAUGGUCAUGCAUGAGGCCGUCAAGCGCCGCACUCAACAAGAGCAUCUUAUUAACUGGGUGAUGAAACGAAUUCACCAAAGCGUGACUCCACAAAUGGAAAAAGACGUUCUUAAUUCUUGCAUCGCUCAACUUAAGCAUAUUUCCAAAGCCCAACCUGCUUAG